Molecule: messenger RNA, 850 nt
Organism: Teleopsis dalmanni
Lineage: Eukaryota; Metazoa; Arthropoda; Insecta; Diptera; Diopsidae
Gene: Mpp6
Product: M-phase phosphoprotein 6
Exons: 2
Coding region: 407-829 (140 amino acids)
Biological process (GO): maturation of 5.8S rRNA
Source: RefSeq, a predicted model, not a curated record
AAUUAAAAAGGUACAUUUUAAUUUGGUUUAGCUUUAGUGUUUCCAUUUAGCCUGAUAACUAAAAGUAGCUGAAAAGGAACAAUCCCUCUUUAUAAGUUCUAUUAAUUCAUCAGAAUUGGAACUUUCAGGAGCUCUUUUUAUCACAUUCAAAUAUCAUUUAACAUUUUCAAGUAAUAAGGUUAAGGAUAUAGGUGAAAACUAAUAUAAUUAAGGUAACUACCUAAACUUUAAAUUCCGCUGUAACGUAAUCAAAGAAAACAAUGCAAAAAAGAUUUUGAAAAUACAACUCUGAAGACUAAUUUUAAACAGAUUUUGACAACUUGGAAUCGUGCAUCAAAAAAAAAAUUUGCUAAGUUAUUUAAAUAAGAAAGGUUUACUGAAAAUAAAAAGCUCGUACUUUUACAGAAUGGCGCAUAAUAAGAAUGUAACCCUUUCUAAGGGGAUUUUAAGUAUGAAAUUUAUGAAACAAACUAAAGUAAAACUCGAGAAGGAGGCAGAAAUUGCGGAGGUCCAGUCAAUGUAUUCUAGUGAUGCCGGUUACAAAGUUCUCGGUGAAUCGAAAUUCGUUUUUGAAAAAAGUUUUAACGUUCUUGAAGACCUCCACGAGGGCAGAUUAAGUUUCAAUGGCAUGAAUCCGGAUUUGGAACGUCUUAUGGAAGCCGAUGAAGCUGAGAAAAAAAGUAAAGUUGAACAUAAACAACCCGUUGAUGUAUCUGAUGUUGAGAUGGCUUCAAAUUACGAAAGUAAUGUUGAUACGCAACCAUAUAAGAAUAAGCAAAAAACGUCAAAAACUUAUUCCAUGAAAAAGAAAAUUAACAAGAAAAAUUAAAAUUUUAUGUAAAUAAAUUCU